Pelobates cultripes (western spadefoot toad) is the source of this 393-nucleotide messenger RNA. The record is from the annotation of a GenBank genome assembly. Lineage: Eukaryota; Metazoa; Chordata; Amphibia; Anura; Pelobatidae.
AUGGUGCCGGCAUCCCCGGCGGGCUCCGACAACACAACGCUGGACCGGAUAGAGGAGGAACUGAGGAGCCUCACCGCAUCCAUGGUCACUAAGGCUGACCUCCACACCCUUACAGCUGCCAUUCAGGAGACUCUGAGGGAAGAGAUGGCGGGAAUCAUGUCAGAGGUCACAGCACAGGCGGGCCACAUCCAGGCACUUGAGCAGGCUGCUGAGGUUCACACCACCAAGCUUACAGCCACAGACUUGGCAGUAGCUCGACAGGGGGAAGUUCUCCUGGCUCUCCGCAGGCACAUGGAAGAUCUGGACAACAGGGGGGAAGAAAAUACAGAAAACCCUCACAGAGCUGUUUCAAUCACUGCUGCCAGCAACUCCCCUCCAGCGCUUCAAAUUUGA